Messenger RNA from Thlaspi arvense, 3361 nucleotides. The record is from the annotation of a GenBank genome assembly. NCBI's taxonomy places the organism in Eukaryota, Viridiplantae, Streptophyta, Magnoliopsida, Brassicales, Brassicaceae.
AUAUGAACAUGCGUACAAUUUAAAGAAGCUCAAAUUCUUCUUCUGUUCUCAUUUCCACUUUGGCCCUAUGUGAUCAAGAAAGGUCGGCAACUUAUCCUCGGAAUAACACGUGGCAACAGAUCCUUGGUCCGACCUGAGAUCCGGUGCCGGACUUAUCCUCUCUAAGAUAUAUCCUUUGGUUAUUACAAGAGAAACAUUGAAUUGUUCAAAAAAAAAAAAAAAAACAUUGAACAUUGAGGUCUUUGAAGAAUCUCACUGUUUGUGUCUCUAUCCGGUAGAGAUAAAAGAAUCCAUUUUUGUCUAUAGGCUUACUACAAAAAAAAAGAAAUAUUGAGGAAAAACUAAAAAAAAAUCAUAAUAAGUUAAAAAAAAUAAUAAGCACUAACCAAUAAGAAUGGCAAAGAAGAAAGAUAGCGAAGCUUCUGAAUUUCUCUAACAAGGAAAACAAAAUUGAAAUAAUUAAUAAAGAAAAAGAAGCAAUAGUCUUUUCAGCAUCAAGAAGAGAGAACAUACCCAUAAUAAGCUUCUCUUUUUGACGGAUGAUGAUCAUGAUUAUGAUGGCUCCACUAUCUCCAUAACCUAAUCCCUUGUAGCAUUAUGUAUAUAUAGCCCCAUUGAGAUCUUCUUGUAAUUACACAAACCUUACAGAACUGUCCUCUUCUUCAUUUUACUUCCCUUACAUAAGAAGAAUCACAAAGAGAAUCUAUAAGUGAUCAGAGUGUAAGCUUUAACAGUUUACUAAUGGAGGGUAAAGGACGAGUCGGAUCAUCACCUUCUUCUUCUUUCACCGCCGAGCUCUUCGGCUCCAAAGAUCCUUCGCCGCCAUCUUCUUCCUCCGGAAUCUUUUCUUCCAUUUUCCCCCAUCCCUCCAAGGGCGUUACAAGAGAUGGUCAAAGCUCCAAACAUGGAUCACAAGCUCAACGCAGAGAAUCUUCAACUACGCAAGAAAACAGAGUUGAGCCAUGUCAUCUAAGCUCUUCUCUUUAUUACGGUGGUCAAGACGUAUACUCUCAGUCCACCACCAACCAAACUUACCCUACAGCUAAAAAGAGAACCGGAGAAGACGAUGCUAACGGACAGAACUCGCAAGAUGUUGCGAGAGGAAACUGGUGGCAGGGUUCUCUUUACUACUGAAAAAAACAUUUCCUUUAGUUUCUCUGUAAAUCUCACCAGAAAGAAACCCAUGAAGUAACCUAAGUACUAAUAUCUACCGAACCAAGACUUUGUAUAAAUAAGUUUAUGAGUAAAAAAAAAAACAGUUUCUUAGGAGAUUUUGAAGAUUAAGAGACAAUAUCACAGAGAUCUCCUAGUAUAAGUGUCUUAAAUAGAUUUGUCUAGUACUUGUUCUAAUCAAUUGUAGCAAUAUAUUUACUCUGCUUUUCUGUGUCUCAUGUUCAACAAAAAUAUGAAACCUUCAGCGUUUUACCAAAACGCAAACGCACGCGACGAAAUCAGACUUCUUUACAGAGGAAUAAAGCCCUAAAAACAUGUUAAAUUUUAAACUCGAACUUGUGACAACUCUUCCUCUAGAGACAAUCCUAGUACAACAAUUAAAUUACUAACACUGGACUAAAAUUACUUUAUCUCAAGCUGAGGAAGUUUUUAUGGUACAAUAGAUCUUAUCCGAAAUGCAAAGAAACAAUCUUUCAUACGCAUCAGCCAUUUUAGACGCCGUGAAAAGCCUCAACGACCGUUCACGCGCCUCUUUGCCUUUCCUCUGCAACUCCUCUGUUCCGUCACUAACAACUCGUGAAAUCGCUUCUGUGAGAGAGUCAACGUUCGGCGAGAAAGUGUAUCCCAAAUGUGGACCGACGACUACGGACCCCGUGAUGCUCGCUAGCCUCGUGGCUAAGACCGGUUUGCCUGAAACCAUGGCUUCCAAGAGUGUGUGAUCGAGCCCUUGAGCUCGAAGCGUUGGGUUCACAAACACAUCGAUCGCAUUGUAAAAUCCCGCUAGCUUUUCUUGAUCCAACGGUCCAAGAAUGAUCACUUUAUCAGACCCAAGGUCUCUAUAUCUGUUCCCCCAUGGACCAUCUCCAGCUACUAAAACGAUGACGUUUUCGCGCGCCGUCUUGUUCUCUUCGAACACUCGUUUCAAAGCUGAGAACAUUAAAGGAUGACCUUUAUCCUUCACUAGCCUCCCUGCGAUUCCAAGAACCAGAAGGCUGUUUUUGUUCUUGCCCCUUUUAACGCCGAAUUCCUCUCUGAAGCUUUCGCGUUUAGAAACGUCCGGUUUGAAAACGCUCGCAUCCACACCAUUUAGGAUGAUGUGGACGCGUUCCUCGGGAAUCAUGUAGAUCCUCUUGAGUACGUCCCCGCAGUGGUCGCUAGUUGCCACGUGGUGAGCGUAGCGUUGGAAGAAUUUGACUUCCUCGACGACUCGUUUGGCUCGCUCCGUCAGAGCUGGAGAAGAAGGCGUUGGCUGUUCUUCUUCGGCUCCGGAAACGGCAGCGGCGGUGACCUCUGCUUGACGUAGGAGCUCCUGGAUGAUGUCGGAGUGAAAAGUCUCGUAAGCGAUUCCAUGCCACGACGCGACCACGUUUCGGAGGUUCUUGGCUCUUGUGUGGAGAAGCCCGACGCUCUCUGUGUGAACAACGUCAAAUGGUCUUCCACUCGCGUUCUGCGUCUGAAGCUCUUGCGAGACGGAAGCUUGAUCGAGAUACCCACCAGCGGUUGGCUCAGAGAGAUGGAACCGGAGUUUUUUCAGUCCAUAUUGAGGGAACGACGGAGAAGCGGCGGUGAAAACGUGAACUUCGUGACCGCGAUUGGCUAGAGCGAGGUGCAGCGUAAGCGCGUGUCGCUCGAGCCCACCAGCCUGCGAUUUCUGCGGCCAUUUCUUAACCACCACAGCGAUCUUGAGAAUUUUCUCCGGUUUAGACGGGAAGAAAUCUAAGUGGUUCCAAGCGGAAGAGAAUCGAAGCAGGUCGAUGGUUUCGUUGUUGUUGUGGUGAUCGAAUGUGCGGGCGUCGGGACAGUGGUCGUAAGGACAAGAACAGAGUGUGGUGUUGUGUCUGAAGAGAAAAGAGACGAAGGAGAGGAGAGAGAGGAGGAGAGUAAAGUGACAGAGAUAUCUGAAACUGAAGGAGAAGCUCAUCAAUGUGUUUUCCCUGGCCAUACUGAUAGAUCGAGUCUGGAAACUCAAAGCUUAAGACAGAGAAGAAGUGAUUAGUUGUCAGUGAGUUGAAUCUGGAGAAAAAGUUUGACCUAGAAACUUGAUUUACAUUAAAUUAGAUUAGAUUAGAUUAAAGUCGUGUUCUUUAAGUAAUAUGCACAUGCUCUGUCUAAAAUUUCACUGAAACAUCGUAAUAAAGCCACGCGAUUAAGGCCCACGCGCAUUCGUAAUGGGGCGGCGGAAAAUUUG